GCUACCACGUAUCGCUGUGUAAUUGACAACUCGCCAACAAGCUUUGACCGACAUACACAUAUAUCUACUCCGGUCAACUUGAGUCAGUGCCUUUCGGAGUCAGCGGGGUAUCUCGUGUUUGUUGUCGGUGCGUUAUCCAUAUUGUUGAAUUGCGUUCAUCUGUCAUCGCGAUGUCGUCCGGCAGCUGGGAAUUGGUCAGCCGAAAGAAAGACAGGGGAAACGACAAGUCCAACAAACUCACGAAGGCAGAGAAGAAGAAAUUUAUCGAGAAUGCGCCGAAAGUCGAAGACUUCUUACCAUUGAGUCAAGUGAAGACACUCUAUGACAAUCUGGAUGGCAAUAAAGAGAAUAAGAAGCCUGCUAAAGCACAGGGAAAAGAGCACAAAACAAAGGAGAAUGAGGAGAAGAAGAAACAGCAACAGCAAAACAGCAGCAGCAAGCUAGAAGAAAAACAAGAACCAAAAGAGAAACCUCCAAAAACUAUAAAGGAUGCAUUGAAUGCAAUUAACGUGCAAGAGCUCGACGAACUUCUGACAACUGCACAAAUCAGAUUUCCUGAAGCUCCCUUGCUCUGGUUGAAAGAACUGAAUGCUUUCCUCAACAUCAAGAUACCUAUCAGCAAGGAAGACGCGAUAUUCUCAGGAAAACCAAAGGAUUAUCCAUUAAGUGUAGUACCUAAGGCGAUCUCUUCUAUACUUGAACAGGCAGUGGAAAUGACAGGGCAACAGACUAUACAAAUUUUUUACGAGAAUACUCUUGCGGCGAUGGCCACCGACAUGGUCAAGGGCGUCCCCGUUAUUGGACACAAGAUAUUUUUGCAAUUACUAGCGCAUUUAAAUCCCGAGAUGACCGCCGCCAACAUUCCCAAAUUGAUUAGCAUAAGGAACUCGUACGAGAACAGAAAGAACAUCGGCUUGUCCCUAUUGUGGGCUUGGUCACAGGCCGGCCAGAAGGACUUGGCAGUCGGUUUAAAGAUUUGGCACGAGGUAAUGUCGCCGAUGCUGGAAACGAAGGGCUACGCCAGCUACGUAGUCCAGAUACUCAACGAUCUCGUUUUCGGCCACGACAACGUUCGCGAUCUCAGUUUGGAUCUCUACCUGGAUAUCAUCAUGGACGCUUAUUCUCAAAGAUGUCAAAAUAUUCAAUCGGCGAAUCUGGCAAAAGAAAUCACUACGAGUAUCGACAAGUUACGAUCAAUAUUGUUCAGGAACUAUGAUAUAAGAUGCACAAAAUUAUUUGAGAUGUUACUGGGAAAAAUAUCGCAAAAGUCGGAUCCUAGCUACAAGCAUGAAUUAGUUAAGGCUCUCGUAGAUUGCCUCGUCCUUGAACCUCUUUGCUUUACUAUUUGGAAUUCCAUUUAUACCAAGCAUUUAUACCAAUCUAGUCUUCUUCUAUCGUAUAUUGAUGCAAAUUUAUCUAAUUUGCAAACAAAGCUUAAUGCUAAGGAUUUGAAAGAAACUCUCGGAUUAAUCCAAAAUAAUAAUGAAAAGUUGAAAAAAGCCAAAGACGAAAACUUGGCACUUGCAUGCAAAAAACAUCUCAGGUAAGCACUAUCGAAGAAAAUGACUUCUUCCACGCGUCGCAGUUUUCCAUGGAAAUCAGCCAGUUUCUUUCUGAUACUUCUCAUAAGUGCUAUCAUAGCAUACGAUACACAAAAACAUGGCUCCUUUGAGGCGUCCCAAAUUGGAAAGUGCUUGAAAACUAAUGGAAUAUUGAAAUAUAUUGAAAAAGCAUGGACUACUCUAAAGUUAUAUUGGUCUGCAGGACACAAAGCAAUUAAGGAUAGCUCACCGGAAUAUUACAAAGCUGUUGUAGACUUAAGUGCGCCAUAUAUUAAAUUGGCUGGUGAUGUCUACCUUAUAAUAAGAAAUAUUUCAGUUAGGCUAUAUAACAAUGUUGCAGCAUAUGUCGAAAAAAAUAUACCUGUAGUUUUUGACACAAUUGAACAUUACGCUCCAGGUAUCAUAGACGAAAUUAAAUCUAAAAGUCUUCAAGGAUUAGAGUUUGUGAAAGUUUCCUGUAUUUUGAUUGGAGAGAAAGUUAUUGAACAUUCCAGGGCAACGAUACAAUGGAUGGAGAAGAAUGUCUUUGUGGGUAAACUUAGCCCAGAUAAUCUCCGGAGUUACGCCAUAUGGGCUUUCGAUACGACGCAGUCGUACGCCAGUCAAACAUAUGAUUGGGUAUAUGAGAAAGUACAGACUCUCUCCAAAGUGCCAUGAAUGAACUUCAUUGCUUUCCAUUCCACAUGAACGAUUAUUGCGUUGGUAACGAAAUCUCCAUCUAUCCACGCACUUCAGCAUUUAUUAUUUAUGACAUGGAAAAACGUUAUAUGUAUGCUUUCGAAGAUCACGAAUACGUCGGCCAUUUUACCUGUGAUAUCUCGAAAAGGAGAGCAUCUUAUUUUGGUUGGUCUCGACGAAAAAAAAAUUUCGUGACCUGAUAAACAUGCAUAAUCACGGACAUUUUCUUAUUAAGAUAAAUAAUUAUAUUGCAUUUUUUUGAAAUCAUUCUUGAUAAGUAAUAUAUAUCUAUAUAUAAUAGGUCUCUGUAUGCGCAAAAUGCGAUCUUUAGUAUUUUGUAUUUUCAUUUAUAAUUUUGAGGAUAUUGAUUGAAUAUAUUAGACUAUAUUGAGUGAUUAUAAAUAAAUCAUUUUUUCAUAACAGCUUUUCUUGUAAAUGUAAUAAAAAAGGAGCAGAAACCAACAAAGGUAGAAAAAAAUGAGAUCACUUAUAUAGUAAUCAAUUAACGAAAAAUCACUUCACAGAGAGAUGUCAAAACAAUAACAGCGACAACAGUGAUAUUUGUAAGAAUAGCAGAAUAGUAUUAAUAAAUAUCGCAAAUAAUAAUAAUAAUAAUAAUAAUAAUGAGAUGAUGGUAAUAAUAGUGACAAAAUGCAAUAGAUGAGUAUAUGAUAUUAUGAUAUAAUAUACUUUUAACAAGAAUAUAUUAAAGUUUUACAUGAGAAGAGAUCUGUGGACAACAGCCAUCUCCAUAAAGCUACGUAUGUAAAAAUGAGUGUCUUCAUUUUCUUCCUUCAAUAGAGCUUUUCGGCAGCGUG
This is a messenger RNA of Nylanderia fulva, 3058 nucleotides long. The record is from RefSeq and is a predicted model, not a curated record. NCBI's taxonomy places the organism in Eukaryota, Metazoa, Arthropoda, Insecta, Hymenoptera, Formicidae.